AAUGGGAUCCUGGGGUGCAUCAAAGAGUGUGGCCAGCAGGACGAGGGAGGUUCUCCUUCCCCUCUACACUGCCCUGGUGAGGCCUCAUCUGGAGUACGCUGUCCAGUUCUGGGCUCCCUAGUCAAGAAAGAUGAGGAGCUACUGGAGAGAGACCAGUGGAGGGCUACAAGGAUGGUGAGGGGACUGGAACAUGUCCCCUACGAGGAGAGGCUGAGGGAGCUGGGCUUGUUCAGCCUGAAGAAAAGGCGGCUGCAAGGGGACCUAAUAAAUGCUUAUAAAUAUCUGAAGGGUGGGUGUCAGGAGGAUGGGGACAAGCUCUUUUCAGUGGUGCCCAGUGACAGGACAAGGGGCAAUGGGCACAAAAUGAGGCACAGGAAGUUCCGUCUGAACAUGAGGAAGAACUUCUUCUCUUUGAGGGUGAAGGAGCACUGGAACAGGCUGCCCAGGGAGGUUGUGGAGUCUCCUUCUCUGGAGAUAUUCAAGACCCGCCUGGACAAGCUGGCAAUUGGGGCAGACAGGGCAGGAGUUGAAAGCACCAUUAGUAAAUUUGCUGAUGAUACUAAACUGGGAGGUUCUGUUGACUUUCCUGAGGGGCAAGAUGCCUUGCAAAGGAAUCUAGAUAAAUUAGAGCACUGGGAAAUCAUCAAUCGCAUGAAAUUUAAGAAGAUUCUGCACCUGGGACAGUGUAACCUUGCGCACAUAUCUAAAUUGGGAGAGGAGUGGUUGGAGAGCAGCCCUGCUGAAAGGGAUCUGGGGAUGCUGAUCGGCAGCAGGCUCAGUAGGAGUCAGCAGGGUGCCCUGGCAGCCAGGAGGGCAAACCACGUCCUGGAGUGCAUCAAACACAACAUAACCAGAUGGUCAAAAAAGGCCAAUGUCUUUGAUUUUCUCUGUACCAAAGCCAAUGAACCGCUGUUACCUGGCUCACUGUCACCUUCUGGCAUCCUGCCUUAA
Opisthocomus hoazin is the source of this 951-nucleotide messenger RNA. The record is from RefSeq and is a predicted model, not a curated record. Lineage: Eukaryota; Metazoa; Chordata; Aves; Opisthocomiformes; Opisthocomidae.